This is a messenger RNA of Ictalurus punctatus (channel catfish), 3904 nucleotides long. Its product is annotated as taste receptor type 1 member 1. Gene Ontology annotation, molecular function: G protein-coupled receptor activity. The transcript has 6 exons. Gene Ontology annotation, cellular component: membrane. The record is from RefSeq and is a predicted model, not a curated record. Bases 27 to 2504 code for a protein of 825 amino acids. NCBI's taxonomy places the organism in Eukaryota, Metazoa, Chordata, Actinopteri, Siluriformes, Ictaluridae. Gene Ontology annotation, biological process: G protein-coupled receptor signaling pathway.
CUGAUGUACAUUCAUCACAAGGAGCAAUGGUGCGUUGUGUGUUCUUAGGCUGCCUCUUGACUUUUGCUUUUUACUUUUUCGCCAAACAUGAAUGCAAGUCAAGUGAGUUUACCUUGCCAGGGGACUAUAUACUUGGGGGAAUUUUUGAUGUGCAUUCAGCCAGUGACGUUGUGAUUCCGAAUUCUCCUAUGGCACUAGAGUGCAAAACGCAGCCAUUUUCAAUGUCAGCUUAUCAGAUGCUUGAGGUGAUGCGGUUUGCUGUGGAGCAGAUUAAUAACUCCACAACCAUCUUGCCUAACAUCUCUCUUGGAUAUGAGAUCUUUGAUUACUGCUUAAAAACUCGGAGUUUUCCUUCAAUUCUUUAUUUUAUCUCAGACAAUGGACGAAUCAAUAUGUCGGCCAAGGAGAACAAACAUAAUGUUAUUGGUCUCGUGGGUGCAUAUGCAAGCUCAGAAUCUGUGUCUGUUGCACCUUUAUUCAUGAUGGACCUCAUUCCAAUGAUUAGCUAUGCCUCCUCCAGCUAUAGUCUAAGCAAUAAGUGGGUCUAUCCAAGUUUUUUGAGGACUGUACCAACCAACCAAGAUCUAAUUAUGGUUAUAAUUAAGCUAAUUCAGCAAUUUGGAUGGAAUUGGGUAGCUUUCAUUAGCAGCAAUGAUGCAUACAGUCAAAAUGGCCUCGAAUUAUUUAUCAGUAACAUCAAAGACACCAGCAUCUGCUUGGCCUUUUUCUACGAACUUAAUUCAAAGUCCAAUUAUUCAGAUGUACUAAACAAGAUAGACUCACUCAGCAUCAACGUGAUCAUAGUCUUCACGCAGGCACUCCCUGCCCGACAAUUUGUCAAAACAGCCAUCAGAAUCAAUAUUAGAGACAAAGUUUGGAUAGCGGGUGAUACAUGGUCUAUGGAUGAAGAACUUAUCAGUUACCCAGGCAUUGAGCAAAUUGGGACUAUUUUCGGUGUUACAGCAACAACUCUGAGUUUACCUGGAUUUGACGACUUUGUCUACCAAACAAGGCUCGUUGGGGAAAAUGAUGACUGUGUGAAUUGUGAGGAUGGAGAGACGUGCAAUCAGGUUUGCGAAAACUGCACAAGCCUGAAUGCAGAGGACAUUAUAAGCCAAAACCCUACAUACUCAUUCUCCAUCCAGGCGGCUGUGUACGCCUUUGCCUACGCGCUCCAUCAAGCGCUCAAUUGCAGCAUGACAGGGUGUGAUCCACCUAGAGACAUCCCACCUUAUGUGCUUCUCAGUUACCUGAAAAAGUUGAGCUUCACAUUACAAAACCAGCAAAUUGAAUUCGACAAACAUGGAGAUCCACCAGCCAGUCUUGCAGUAGUACUUUGGAGGCCAAACAAAAAUCCACUUUUUGUAAUGGCUGCUACAUAUGAAUCAUACCCAACUAUUCAGUUUACCUUGAACCGCCGUGCUGUUCCCUGGUCUGAUAAUAGCACAGUGCCCUAUUCUAAUUGUUCUAUUCAAUGUGAAACUGGUUUUAAAAGAGUCCAAACUUCAAUACAUAAGUGCUGUUUUCAGUGUGAGAAAUGCAAUGCCCAUACAUACAUCAACACCACAGCGGAUGCUUACAGUUGUACUCCAUGUGUAGAGGGUUACUGGUCUGAUGAAAUGAGCAUAAUCUGCAAAAAGCGCACUAUUGUCUAUCUUCAACUCGAGGACCCUCUGUGCAUGUUAUUCUUCGUAUGUGCUGUGGCCUUCAUUGUUGUCUCCAUUGGACUCAUAAUCCUUUUUGGCAUCAACUACAACACUCCUGUGGUAAAGUCUGCUGGUGGUAAUAUGUGCUUGCUUAUGUUAUUUUGUUUGAUUCUGGCCAACAUUGGGGUGUUCUUUUACUUUGGAGUACCAGACCCAGUGAAUUGUGUUUUAAGGAAUGUCUUUUUCAUAUUUUUCUACACUAUUUGCCUUUCUUGUAUGGGUGUACGUUCCUUUCAAAUUGUUUGUGUCUUCAAAAUGGCUGCCCAGUUUCCAGAUGUCUAUCACUGGUGGAUGAAGAACAAUGGUCAGUGGCUCUGUAUUAAUGUCUACUCUUUCAUACAGCUUGUUGCUUGUGGGAUAUGGCUUCUAACUGGAAGACCCAAACCCUACAAUGACAGUACUUCUUUUAAAGAUCAGACUAUUUUGGCAUGUGAUAUGGGAUCAAUGGUCACAUCCACCUUGGCUUGGUCUUGUCUCUGGUUUCUUAGUAUAGUCUGUUUCUGUUUCUCCUACAUGGGCAAAGAUCUUCCAAAAAGCUACAAUGAAGCAAAGAACAUCACGUUUAGCUUGCUCAUAUUUUAUCUGGGCUGGAUUGCAUAUUUCACAGCGUACAUUGUGUUCAGAGGAGCUUACAUACAGCUUCUUAAUGCAGUUGCACAGCUGUCCAGUUCAUAUGGAAUUGUUAUAAGUUUCUAUAUGCCAAGGGCCUACAUCAUUAUAUUCCAACCCAAAAAGAACACCCAGGCAUACUUUCAGUCAUCAAUCCAGACAUAUACACAGACUCUUAGCAGAAUGUAGAUAUAUUUAACCACAUAGGAGAUGGAUGUAUGUGUAAGUGCAGGUCCUCAUCAAUAGAGGCCAAAUCCAUAUUCAUAAUCAUAGGUUAAAAAAAAAAUCUAUUAAAAUAAAAGCUAAGUUCAAUGACAAGAACAAGAACUAGAUUGAACAAAAGGCAGGAACCUAAGAAUAGUAAACAGGACACAGAACAAUUAGCAAAACAUAUUUAAGGGAUAUACUGUAUAUAACCAAAACCGUGGGUGUGGUAAUGCACUAGAUGAAACACCAGGUGGCGCAUGUGGUGUGAUGCAUGAAAGAGAGACGGGUCAGAGACUAGACUGGGGACCAAGAUUGCCAUUAGAGCAAGAACAAAACACAGGAUCAGAGAGAUAGAAGCGACAAGGACCACGGAACAAUAAAGAGCUGAGACACGGACUGGAAUAAGACAGGGAUAGGACUAACAAAGACACAGGAGAAGGAUGAGAGACAGACUUGGGGGAAGAAACAGAACCAUUUACAAUGAUAUCUAACCUAGGUGGCUCUUAAAACUAGCCUUAGCCGCAUAUUUCCUCUCCAUUGCUGUUUGGUCAAACUGUGCUUCUAGCAGAGGAAACCCUUCUGUAAUCCCUCCUCACCUUUUGUGUCUCGAUAGUCUUUCCCAGAUCAGUGAGAGUUUCCCCCUCACAAUUUUAUGGCAGUUGAUAACCUGACCACUGUAUUUCAACAUAAAAUAAUGAUAAUGUCAAAGAUAUGAUGUGUUACAAACAUAAAUCACGACCAUAAAUUUUCAAUACAAAAUAUAUUUUUAUGAUCCUAUUAUCAAUAACAUAUUUGGAGAGAUAUUGCUUUUAUAUAGACUUUAUCUGGCUUUGUAUUUGGUCAUUUUGAAGAUGUUUUGAAACGUGCUUGUAAUACUAUACUUGAGUGAAUCUCAUUGUACUAUGGAAAGUGGACGUGUAAUGAUGCAUGUAGUGGCUUAAUCAAAUUGAUAUAUGUAAAGUGGACAUGGCCGUUGCUUCCAUCCUUCCUAGUUGACUCGCACAGCAUGUCAUGUCUGUCACGAAAGAUUUCAUGUAGCAAAUGCAACGCCUCUGUUUUUAGAUUGUACUUUCACAUGGUGCUUAUCAGCUCGUUGCUCUGAUUUCAUCCUGACUUUAGCUUACAGCAAGAAUUUUUCUCAGGUGGAUUACAUUUUCCAUUAAAUAUAGCUUUCUUUUCAUAGAACGGAAGUUCAACACUGUGACCACUUAUUUUCUCUGACAAUGUGCAAUUACAACAUGUUUAUGAAUGGAUAAAGGUGUUCUAUUAAAACUUAAAAUAUUAUCUACAUUUAAUCAUGUAUUUUAAAAAAUAACUGGACAAAAAUGUCUUGAAUAAAGUUCUAAUAUAUAUAAUUUUUUAUUGUGAAAUUUCUAUGUUAA